This is a messenger RNA of Amphimedon queenslandica, 586 nucleotides long. RefSeq lists its product as uncharacterized. The transcript is spliced from 5 exons. The annotation marks the transcript as partial. NCBI's taxonomy places the organism in Eukaryota, Metazoa, Porifera, Demospongiae, Haplosclerida, Niphatidae. The record is from RefSeq and is a predicted model, not a curated record.
AGACUUUCUGUUGUUAAUGUCCGCCAGCCAACAAAUGAACAAUGUUCUGAUUUUGACCGUUCUCAAGAAAUUGAAGACAUUGAAACCAAAAUUAAUAUUUCAAACUUUGAAAUUACUGAAUCACUAGUUAAAAAUUCACGAGAUUCUGAUCAACUUACAGAUUCAUAUACUAACCAAAGGCAUCAAGAAAUUCCUGAAGCUUCUAGGAAUAUAGAAGAUGAUGACUUGUUGCGUUCAUCUAAUUUUUUUGAUGCUGAAAAAAUUAAAAAAAUUGUCGAGAUUUAUGAUGAUGAUUCAGGGUAUCUUCAGUCAGUAAUGAAUAGAUACCAACAUAAACAUAGUGAUACACAAACCAUUGCAAUUCAAGUUCUUCGUGCUAUGGUUAGAAAAAAUCCUAGCAUUACUAAAAAAGAUCUGGAAAAGAAACUCCAUCUAAUGAAUUUUGAAGAAGCUGCUAUUAAUCUGUCAGAGCCUUCUCAGCUUGCUCAGGCUACUCAAGCCAAUUCUGCUCAAGCUACUCCUCAGGCUACACAGACAGAUCAAUCUAACACAAAAUGCUUUGUAUUAUGAAGCAUCCUUAGUGUGA